Messenger RNA from Gigantopelta aegis, 264 nucleotides. RefSeq names its product 60S ribosomal protein L7-like. Gene Ontology annotation, cellular component: cytosolic large ribosomal subunit. NCBI's taxonomy places the organism in Eukaryota, Metazoa, Mollusca, Gastropoda, Neomphalida, Peltospiridae. Gene Ontology annotation, biological process: maturation of LSU-rRNA from tricistronic rRNA transcript (SSU-rRNA, 5.8S rRNA, LSU-rRNA). The record is from RefSeq and is a predicted model, not a curated record. Gene Ontology annotation, molecular function: RNA binding; structural constituent of ribosome.
UUACAGGAGUUAAUCCCAAAUAAGAAGAUUCUUCAAUUACUACGACUGCGUCAAUUAAACAAUGCAGUGUUUGUUAAACUUAACAAGGCAACAUUAAAUAUGUUACGAAUUGCAGAGCCUGACAUUGCCUGGGUGAACAAUUUCUUGUGGCCAUUUAAGUUAAGCAAUCCUAAGGGUGGUUGGCGCAAAAAGACGACUCAUUUUAUUGAAGGUGGUGACCAUGGUAACCGUGAACAUCUCAUAAACCAGCUAGUUCAGAAAUGA